AGAGUGGAAUAUGGCUUCUCUGAGUCAGCUCUUGCGCGAGCUACAGGGACCUUUGCUCCCACCCAAGGACCUGGUGGAGGAGGAAGGUGAUUAUCUGAGGGACGAUGCGGAGGAGGAGGAAGACACGGUGUUUGUCGAUGCCGAGGAGCUCUGCAGUGGGGGCGUAAAGGCGGGCAGCCUCCCUGGUCGGCUCCGUGUUUCAAUUUUUGAUGAAAACACUCACCAGCAAUGUGAAGUGUUUGGACGUUUUCCAUUAAUGGGUGCUUGGUGGCGAGUGAAGGUACAGGUAAAGCCUGUAGGAUCAAGGAGCUAUCAAGUUCAAGGAUUUCCUUCUUACUUUUUACAAUCAGAUAUGUCAGCACCAAAUCAGUUACACAUCUGUUCCCUCUUUCUUAAAGACUGUAAUGUCUCCAGUGAAAACAGAAAUAAAUUUUUAGCAUGGGUAAAUGCUGAAUCAAGUUAUAAAGACCUCAACUUUGAAAAUCUUAGGGAAAAAUUAAGAACUUACCAAAAGAACGUUGAAAGGAAUACUCAAAAACAAUCUACACAGAAAACACAAGAGUCACCACCAGAUUACGAGAUACUGCUUCCUCUGGAAAACACAAUUCCAUUUAUAACUGUGAUGAGAGCUUUGCAGUUCCCCAAAAUAAUGGAAUUCCUUCCAGUUCUUCUGCCACGACACUUUAAACGGCUCAUAAGCUCAGAUUCUACAGAGGUGUUGGAAGAGAUAGAAGAGAUUUUAGGUACACAGCCAUGGAAACUCGGAUAUCGUAAAAUAACCUACAGACAGUUGAAGCUUCUGCGAUGUGAGGCAAGUUGGACAUCAUUUUGUCAGUGCAGGUCUCUUCUCCAGUUGAUGACUGAUUUGGAGAAGAAUGCAUUAGUAAUAUAUUCUGAACUGAAGCGGAUGUGUAGAGAGCAAGGGCACACGUGUGUUGAAGAAGCUGACUUAACUUGUGAAUUGUUAGACCGCAUGUCUUUUCAUGAUGCUUGGCAGUCUCUGAAGUUCUUGAAGGAUAUCGGUGUGGUGACGUAUGAGAAGGGCUGUGUCUUUCUUUAUGACCUUUACCAGGCUGAAAGAGGCAUUGCCUCUUCAAUCUGUGACCUGAUGACAAGGUCGCCAUGGCGAUUACAUGUUGAUGUUAAAAAGGUGCUUGCGUCUAUCCACACCACAAGACCUGAGAAUUCAGGAAGUGAUGAUACACUGAAUAAAAGUAAACCUGAUGAAACAAGAUUAGAAGAUCCUGUGGAUAUUUGGGACAUGCAGGACAGCGGUGACCUUAUUUGGGAUAAUGGUGAAAAUGAAGUUAAGGCAGAAAUAAGUGAAUUCCAACUGGAUCAGGAUCAGGUGGCUGCUUUGGACAUGAUUUGCUCCAAUGCUGUGACAGUCAUAAGUGGGAAAGGUGGUAGUGGGAAGACCACAAUUGUUAGCCAGCUUUUUAAGCAUAUAGAGCUGUUGGAAGAAAGAGAAGUGAAAAAAGCUUGUGAAGAUUUUGAACAAGACCAGAAUGUACCAGAAGAAUGGAUUACCUUCACUGAGCAAAGUCAGCGGAAGCCGGGCAAGGCUAUAGAAGUUUUACUUACAGCACCUACAGGGAAAGCAGCUGGCUUACUGAGACAGAAAACUGGUUUCAACGCUUAUACACUAUGUCAGGUCAAUUAUAGCUUCUACUUAUGGGAGAAAAAAACAAUGACCAAGGACAUGCCAUGGAAAUUUUCUUCGGUUAGAGUUCUGGUUGUGGAUGAAGGGAGUUUGGUAUCUGUCGGAAUCUUUAAAUCAGUUUUAAAUUUACUGUGUGAGCACUCCCAACUUUCUAAGCUUAUUAUUCUUGGUGAUAUUAGACAGUUACCCAGUAUUGAACCUGGUAACUUGCUGAAAGAUCUUUUUGAGACUCUCAAGUCAAGAAAUUGUGCUAUUGAACUAAAGACAAACCAUAGAGCAGAAUCUGAACUAAUUGUGGACAAUGCUACAAGAAUCUCAAGACGCCAGUUUCCAACGUUUGAUGCAGAGCUGAAUAUCUCUGAUGAUCCACCAUUCCCUGUCUCAAUACAAGAUAAAUCAUUUAUUUUUGUUAGACUCCCAGAAGAAGAUGGCAGUUCUCAGUUCUCAAAAAGUAAUCAUCGCUCUUAUUUAUAUUCUGCAGUUAGUACUUUACUCAAAGAGAAGGACCUAGAAGAUGCAAAAACAUCACAAUUUAUUGCAUUUAGAAGGCAAGACUGUGACGUGAUCAACACCUGCUGUUGCAAGCACUACACGGGCCGUCUAAUCAAAAACCAUCAGAAUAGACUUGAAUUUGGAGUUGGUGAUAAAAUUUGUUGUACCAGGAACGCGUAUCUCUCAGACUUACUCCCUGAAAAUACCUUCAACAGCCAACAAAAUAAUGAACUAAAGGCCGGUGGCGAAGACUUUAAUGGUACUCCUCAUGGUUUUGCUAAAAAUAAGCAUGACUUUGAAAGUGGUAUUCGACUCUGCAAUGGAGAAGUAUUUUUCAUAACAGAGGAUAAAACUGAUAUAACUUUUGGAAAGAAAAGAUUUUUGACUAUUAAUAAUAUGGCUGGCUUCGAAGUAACUGUGGAUUUUGGGAAACUAAUGCAAUAUUGUAACAUAAAACAUGCAUGGGCAAGAACUAUUCACACUUUUCAGGGGUCGGAGGAGAAGACAGUCGUGUAUGUGGUUGGGAAGGCGGGCCGCCAGCACUGGCAGCACGUGUACACAGCGGUGACCCGGGGCCGCUGCAGAGUGUACGUCAUUGCAGAGGAGUCUCAGCUUCGGAGCGCAAUUAUGAAAAACAGCGUUCCCAGAAAAACUCGUUUAAAACAUUUUUUGCAAAACAAGCUCUCUGAGAGCUGUGCAUCUCCAGCAGAGUUUGCAUCCCCAUCAAAGAGCCCUGAAGACAGCAGGAGACCCAGCACACAUCCAUCAGCAUCCCCACUCCCUACAGCCACAGAUGACAGGGUGACAGAUUACGUCCCCAGAAGGAGGGCCUCUGUGGCUGGUGACACGCUGUUUCCCUUUGCUGAAGGAUGGGAAUUACCUUCAUCUGAUGAAGUGCAUACAAUUGAGGAUCCAUCACCAUCGAGAGGGUCCAAAAGAACAUGUAGCAUGAAUGCCGCUGCAAGUCCAAGCAAAAUUCUUAUGGUGGAAGAGUCAUCUCCACAAGUGUCUUGUAAACUUCAGAAUUUGAGACUAAAUAGUUUAACCCCCAGGCAACUUUUCAAACCUACAGAUAAUCAAGAAACUUAGUUUUAUUUCAGAUUGCUCAAAAUAAUUGUCUAUUUUUUUCCAUUCAACACAAAAUGAACAUAGCUUCAAAGGAUCAAGACAAAAGAGGAUGUCUAUUAACUGGAGUUUUAUUUUAAGACAUUUGGGUUAGCAGAUAUUUUAAAAUCAUUUCAUCAACGAAAACCUUAGUGAUUUUGACAUCUGUCAUCAGGAGAACUAACAGCACUGGUCAUAUAUGAGGGAAAAAUAUGUUAUAUAUAUUUUUUAAAAACCUGUACUUUUAAAAGUGUUUUAUUUUUAGAAUAACGCCUUAUUAAAUUCCAUCAUCAUUGUGGGUGAUCUUUGCCAUUGGGUUGAAGCAGUGGUAAAGAUAAACUGUAAUUAUAUCUCUCAAAUUGUUAACACAUAUUCUAGGACAUUGUGUCUUCUGCAAAGUGGUCAUCUCACAAGGCUGCUACUUGCUCCGUCACUGCUGCCUGGACCUACCUGGUACCUUUUCCUGGAAAUUCCUGCUGAGCUGGAAGCACAUUGGUUUUGGUUUUGGUUUUCUUAAUUUGAGAUAUAAUUGACAUAGGACGUUGGGUAAGUUUAAGGUGUGCAUCAUGUUGAUUCACUACUUCUAUAUUGCAAUAUAAUUAUCACUGUAGCAUUAGCUAAUAUGUCUAUCAUGUCACAUAGUUAUCAUUUCUUCUGAGAAUAUAUUGUUUUAAAGAUAUUCCACUUUGAAAAUUUUUUUUCCUCUCAGUGAUUUGAUUUUUUUGAGUUUUAUUUAUUAUUAAAUGGUAAAAGAAAAAGUUAGGAAAAAUUUACCUGUUAUCCCAGUGUUUUAAAAAUAGCCUUCCUGGGCUUCCCUGGUGGCGCAGUGGUUGAGAGUCCGCCUGCCGAUGCAGGGGACACGGGUUCGUGCCCUGGUCCGGGAAGAUCCCACGUGCCGUAGAGCGGCUGGGCCCGUGAGCCAUGGACGCUGAGCCUGCGCGUCCGGAGCCUGUGCUCCACGGCGGGAGAGGCCCCAACAGUGAGAGGCCCGCGUAUCGCAAAAAAAAAAAAAAGCCUUCCUGAGAUGUAAUUCACAUACAGUUCACCCGUUUACGUAGUUGAGUGGCUUUUAGUAAAUUCACAGAAUUGUGCAACCAACAACACAAUUGAUUUUAGAACAUUUUAAUCAUCCCCCAAAGAAAUCCUAUACCUCUUAGCUCUAAUCCCUUUUCCCUUUCAGUCCUAGAACUGCUAAUCUAUUUUGUCUCUAUUGAUUUGCCUAUUUCAGACAUUUCAUAUAAAUGGAAUCAUACAAUAUAUGAUCCCUUGUUACUGACUUCUUUGACUUAGAAUAAUGUUUUCAGACUUCAUCCACGUUGCAACAUGUAACAGUGCUUCAUCCCUCUCCCUUUUUUAAAGUUUAAAAAAAAAUUAUGUACAAAGAACUAUCAUUAUUUCUUUUAUUGGGUAUAUGUCUUGGAUAAUCCAUUCAAGGAGUAUCAUUUUAUCCAGCUUGAUGAAGCCUAGAUCUUUCAUGUACUGAUGGAAAAACUGGCGGCAUAUAUUGAGGUAAUAUUCCCAGAUCAGACCAUGCUGGUUUGAGCUGAUGUGGCGAGAUCACAGGAACCUUGGCUGAAUUUUUGCAGGUAGCUCUAGUAGAGUUGCUGAUGACCCAUCCUGCUUUCAGUAGUGCAAUGAGGCAGAAGGCUUUCAUUUCUUUUUAUUACGAAAUAUUCCAUUGUAUGGAUAUGGUAUGUUGAAUUUAUCCAUUCAUUAGUUCAUGGACAUGUGGGUUGCUUCCUCUUUUUGGCUAUCAUAACUAAUGUUGCUAUGAACAUCUGUGUACAAGUUUUUGUGUGGGUAUAUAUUUUCAUUUCUUCUAAGUAUAUACCUAGGAAUGGAAUUGCUGGUCGUAUGGUAACUCUAUGUUUAACCUUUUGAGGAGCUGCUAAACUCUUUUCCAAAGCAGCUGUACCAUUUUAUACUUACACUAGCAGUGUGUGAGGGUUCCAGUUUCUCCAUUAUCGCCAACAUUUGUUAUUAUCUGACUUUUUAAUUAUAGCCAUCCUAGUGGAUAUGAAGUGACAUAAUGGUUUUGAUUUGCUUUUCCCUUAUGACUAAUGAUGUUGAUCACCUUUUUGUGUGCUUAUUGGCCAUUUGUAUGUCUUCAGAGAAAUGUCUA
Molecule: messenger RNA, 5381 nt
Organism: Mesoplodon densirostris (Blainville's beaked whale)
Lineage: Eukaryota; Metazoa; Chordata; Mammalia; Artiodactyla; Ziphiidae
Gene: HELB
Product: DNA helicase B
Exons: 13
Coding region: 11-3244 (1077 amino acids)
Source: RefSeq, a predicted model, not a curated record